GAAGUGAAUGCGAAGUGGCUAGCUCCAGCUAGGCUCAGGCUGAGCACAGCAGAAUAAACUGGCUUGGUUUUGGAAUAGAGGGCAUUAUCAGUAAGGAAAGGAGUUGUUGACGCGGCUGCGAAUAUGCUGGGAUAAAAUGGAGCACUAUAGACACCCCUUUCCCUCGUCGGAGGUAACUUCAAAAGCUACUGGCACCUUUGCUGUAUUGGAGCCAAGAAAAUAGUCAAGCAAAGGAGAUGGAAAAGAUGACACCUCUCCACUUGUCAUCGGUCACUGCUUCAGCACUCUCAAACAGAGACUGAAAGGAAAGGCGUCCUCUGGCAUACAGACAAGAGGCUGAGACAAAUACAAAACAUCUACAGCCGUAAGCUGCCCUUUGUAAAGCAGAGGAAAUGGCUUUCUUGGACAACCCAGCCAUUAUUCUGGCUCACAUCAGACAGUCUCAUGUGACAAGUGAUGAUACUGGAAUGUGUGAGAUGGUACUAAUAGACCAGGAUGUGGAUCUGGAGAAGUGCCAGCUUGCUCUGGUGCCCGGUAGCAGCUGUGGGUCAACGGGGUCAGGCUCCCUGAGCGAGGGGGGCACCAGUGUGACAGACAGUCAUGCCUGUGACCUUUCCCAAUCCAUGGACAUCACCUCCAGCUGGGACUUUGGCAUCCGUCGGCGCUCCAACACAGCUCAAAGACUUGAAAGACUAAGGAAAGAACGACAGAACCAAAUCAAAUGUAAAAAUAUUCAGUGGAAAGAGAGGACAUCCUCCCAGUCAGUGGACGAUCUGGGGUCUUUGUUUGAAAAGCGGGACUUUAAAGACAGGCCACGGUCAACAGGUACAAAAUCCACCCUUUCAUUACGACUGGAGCAGUGUCCCCAGCAGCUCAACAACCCCUUCAAUGAAUACUCCAAAUUUGAUGGGAAGGGUCACAUUGGCACAACGGCUACAAAGAAGAUAGACGUCUACCUCUCAAUGCAGAUGGCUCAAGAGAAAGUACAUCCAAUGACAGUGGUGACCAUCGCAAACGCUCGUGUCCACGACCUCAUCGGGCUCAUCUGUUGGCAGUACACGAGCGAGGGGCGAGAACCCAAACUCAAUGAGAAUGUGAAUGCGUACUGCCUCCACAUUGCUGAGGACGAUGGUGAAGUGGACACAGACUUCCCUCCACUGGACUCCAAUGAGCCAAUCCACAAGUUUGGCUUCAGCACUCUGGCCUUGGUGGAGAAAUACUCCUCUCCUGGCCUUGCUUCCAGACAGUCACUGUUUGUCAGAAUAAAUGCUGCUCAUGGAUUCUCUCUAAUCCCUGUGGACAGCCUGAAGGUAACGAUGAAGGAAAUUCUCCAGAAAGCACUCAAGAAGAGGAAAGGCUCACAAAAAGGCUCAGGGCCCAUGUAUCGUCUUGAGAAACAGACAGAGCCAAAUGUUGCAGUGGAGUUGGACUCAACACUGGAGAGCCAGAACACCCUGGAGUUUUGCCUGGUCAGAGAAAACAGCUCCAGAGGAGAGGAGAGCUCAGAGGAAGACCCUCCUAUUGAUAUCACCUCGGUCCAAGACAUGUUGAGCAGUCACCACUAUAAGUCCUUCAAAAUCAGCAUGAUUCACAAACUGCGUUUCACCACAGAUGUCCAACUAGGCAUUUCAGGAGAAAAAGUGGAGAUUGAUCCUGUGACCAAUCAGAAGGCCAGUACUAAGUUCUGGAUUCGUCAAAAACCCAUCUCCAUCGACUCGGACCACCUCUGUGCCUGUGACCUUGUAGAGGAAAGAAGCCCCAGUCAUGCAAUAUUUAAGCUCACUUAUCUCAGCAACCAUGACUACAAGCCUCUCUACUUUGAGUCUGAUGCUGCUACUGUCAAUGAAAUAGUUCUAAAGGUGAACUACAUCCUGGAGUCCCGGGCCAGCACCUCCCGGGCUGAUUACUUUGCCCAGAAGCAACGGAAACUAAGUCGGCGGACUAGCUUUAGUUUCCAGAAGGAGAAGAAGUCCGGCCAGUAGACAGAAUGAAGCUGCUCAGCCAUCUGUCUUCCUGUGUGUGAAUGCACACAGACAAAUUUACAAGGCCUGGUAGUGCUACUCAGAGAGCAUCAUGCUAGUUCUCAACCGCCUAGGUGUGGAGACUGACAGAUAUGUCACAUCAGAGAAGAUAAGUGGAAGAGAGUGACGGGCUGAAAACAGGCCAGGACCAUGUGUCUGCUUCAGCUCAUCAAGGUGGAAGCCUCAGGAUCUUCACAUGUGAAUGAUUCCUAGAGCAAUAGGAAACUCAUUUCUUUUCCUGAAAAUGAAAAAGACUGAAAACAACUGUGGAUAGAGUUUUGUCGUUGUAAUUUCUUUUUCUUUGUUAAUUCACAUCCUCUGAAUUCAGGCUCCGUCCUUAAGGAUGGAUUUAUACAGCUUCAACAAGAUGUUUAUGUACACCCAGCAAACAAAUCAAAGCUAUGUGCUGAGCUAUGCUUCUGUCCUCCUCCUCCUUCAUCAGAUUGAACACAUUUUUAAUGUUCUGUACAUAGACAUUUUAUAUUCAUGAAAUGAAAUAAUAAUGAUGAUGUAGAAAUAAAUUCACCCACUUUGGAUUUUA
Molecule: messenger RNA, 2562 nt
Organism: Mugil cephalus (flathead mullet)
Lineage: Eukaryota; Metazoa; Chordata; Actinopteri; Mugiliformes; Mugilidae
Gene: mapkap1
Product: MAPK associated protein 1
Exons: 12
Coding region: 393-1982 (529 amino acids)
Biological process (GO): TORC2 signaling
Cellular component (GO): TORC2 complex; cytoplasm; plasma membrane
Molecular function (GO): phosphatidylinositol-4,5-bisphosphate binding
Source: RefSeq, a predicted model, not a curated record